Molecule: messenger RNA, 633 nt
Organism: Brenthis ino (lesser marbled fritillary)
Lineage: Eukaryota; Metazoa; Arthropoda; Insecta; Lepidoptera; Nymphalidae
Source: the annotation of a GenBank genome assembly
AUGACUCGUGAGAGAUAUUCCGGUGGUUGUGUGUUGCGAGAGGAAGGAGUAGUUUAUCUCGCGUUAUAUCAAUCUGAUAAAGAAGAUCUAAUCAGACAAGGUUAUGCAGCGAAAGGAAGUAAAGUUUUAACAGUUCAUGAGGCACAAGGCCAGACCUUUGAGCAUGUGCGUUAUGUACGUACCAGUCCUAAAGCUUUGAAUCUUUAUGAAUCCGAAGGUCAUGCUAUUGUUGCUAUCAGUAGACAUACACGUUCGUUCGUGUAUUAUUCGGAUGUGGAUGAUAUAAUUGUGAAUUGGAUGAAUAAGGUUCGUGGUCAUUCGGAGGUGCAGUUGAUAAGAUGGAACGACGAACGUAAGCUGGCGAAUGGAGAAUCGUUGGUCGGUGGUUAUUGUGCGCCUCAAACAAUAGAAUUUAAACCGGAAAAUAACAACUAUGCUGGGCCAGAGGCGACUGCAGCUAUGUCGUCGAUUAUUGGGGCGCAACAUAAUCCACGCGUUCCGAUGACGUUGAGUGAGACAAUUGCAGCUUACCCAAUUCCGCGAUUUGAUUUGCAAUCACCAAGAGAUACAGACAUCGGAUACUUGCAGAGCUGGUAUGAUGAUGUGAUGCCUGUCGCUGAACUUAAUCUGAAA